AUGACUCCUCAAGAUAAUUUAGCAGCCGUUUUAUACGGCAUAGAAGAUCUACGUCUAGAACGAAGACCAACACCAAUUCCCCAAGAUCAUCAAGUUCUCUUAAAAAUAGCAACUGUAGGAAUAUGUGGAUCAGACGUCCACUUCUUGGUAAACGGAAGAAUCGGCUCCUACGUGCUUGAGAAACCCAUGAUAAUAGGUCACGAGGCCUCCGGAACCGUCCUCGAAGUUGGCAAAAACGUCACAAAUUUGAAACCCGGUGACCGCGUCGCAAUUGAGCCGGGCGUUGGUUGUCGCACUUGUUCUUUCUGCAAAAAGGGCAAAUACCACCUUUGUAGUGACAUGAUUUUCUGCGCCUCACCCCCUUACGACGGAAAUCUCUGCAGAUAUUACGUCCACGAUGCAGAUUUUUGCUUCAAGUUGCCAGACAAUGUUAGCCUUGAGGAAGGCACCUUGAUCGAGCCCUUAGCGGUUGGGGUUCACGCUUGCAAACGUGCGAAGGUACGUUUUGGAGAUGUGGUGUUGAUUUUGGGGGCUGGACCAAUCGGGUUGGUUACGCUUCUCGCUGCUAAAGCAAUGGGGGCUACUAAAACCAUAAUAACAGACCUAGUGGGUGGACGACUCGACAAAGCUAAAGAAUUAGGGGUAGAUUACACCCUCAAGAUUGAAAAAAAUAUGACGGAAGUUGAAAUUGUGUCAAAAAUUGAAGAGCUUUUGCAAGAAGCGCCUGACGUCAGUUUGGAGUGUACUGGAGUUGAACAGUGCGUUCGAGUGGCUCUUGAAGCUACCAAAACCGGAGGGGUGGUCACUCUAGUGGGGUUAGGCAAAUUUGAGCUGACGUUACCCCUAGAAAAUGCUAUUCUACGCGAAGUCGAUAUCAGAGGAGUUUUCCGAUACAACAACGAUUAUCCUGCCGCUAUUGAGAUGGUGAAGACCGGGAAAGUGGACCUCAAGCCUUUGAUAACGUACCACUUCAGAAUCGAAGAUUCGGGGAAAGCUUUCCACAUGGCGAAGACUGGAGAAGGCAACCCGAUAAAAAUUCUGAUUCAUCCAAACCCCGAUGAUUAUUAUUAAAG
Zophobas morio is the source of this 1073-nucleotide messenger RNA. Its product is annotated as sorbitol dehydrogenase-like. Lineage: Eukaryota; Metazoa; Arthropoda; Insecta; Coleoptera; Tenebrionidae. The transcript is spliced from 8 exons. Gene Ontology annotation, biological process: D-sorbitol catabolic process. Gene Ontology annotation, molecular function: L-iditol 2-dehydrogenase (NAD+) activity; zinc ion binding. The coding region runs from base 1 to 1071 and encodes 356 amino acids. The record is from RefSeq and is a predicted model, not a curated record.